Molecule: messenger RNA, 471 nt
Organism: Ilex paraguariensis (yerba mate)
Lineage: Eukaryota; Viridiplantae; Streptophyta; Magnoliopsida; Aquifoliales; Aquifoliaceae
Source: the annotation of a GenBank genome assembly
AUGUCCUGGUCCUGGUCCUGGCUGGGCAGGCUAGGCUUUGGUACACGCUCCCCCACCGAAUCUUCCAUGGACUCUUCUUCCUCCUCCAUAGCCCAAGGUCCAGACGAUGACAUUGCAGCACCGGGCCAGCAGUUCUCCCAAUUCGGAGCCGGCUGUUUCUGGGGUGUCGAAUUGGCUUUCCAGAGAAUUCCUGGCGUGACCAAGACCGAGGUAGGGUACAGUCAGGGCUUUCUUCAUAAACCCACUUAUGAAGAUGUGUGUUCCGGGACUACGAAGUACUCGGAAGUUGUUAGGAUUCAGUAUGACCCAAAAGAGUGUAGGUACGAGACUUUGCUUGAUGCGUUCUGGGACAGACAUGACCCUACCACCCUUAAUCGCCAGGUGGGUUUGCUGAAUUUUAGAACUUUCUUUGAGGUAUGGAGUUCUAUGCAUAUACACGCGCGGAAGGAUGUUUACAUUUCUUGUGCAUAA